GUGCCGGGGGGGGCGGUCAGGAAGGCGGUGUGGGUAGGGGGUGCGGUAGGAAGCUGGCCCUCGAAGUAGGAGAGAAACUCAAGAUGGAGGGAAAACGGGGAAUUCGGUUGGGCUCAUCUCCCCGGGCCUGCUAGACGCCGCGCUCCUGCAGCCCUGGUUUUCAUCUCUGGACGUCGUGGUGGCGGUACCUGUUCCCGCCCCUGCAGACCCUGGGGAUUCCAGUGGUGAGAGCUGCAGGGCGGGAGGGAGUCAAAGGGAGCUCAUCCCGACGCCACACCCACAGCACACACGCCUCGAAGUGCAGACCGAGACUCAGAAAGUCGGGCAGGUUCCGCCAAAGAUGCACACACAGUGACAGCCACUGCUGACUCCCUGGGGUAGGUCUCUCACCAUUUCCCACCUGGACCCACAGCCUCGCAAAGGUGGCGACUUCCUCAGGGUCACAGGCCUGGUAGGAGGCAGAGCCGGGGCCCAGCCCAGCAGGCUGGCGGCAGAGGCUCUAUAUUUAAGCGUCGGCGUGGUCCGCCCCUCAGUGGCCCAUGGCAGGUGAACAGCAGUGCUGCUCCCACCGAGUGCUCAGGAAAGGCCACUGUCGCCAGUGCCGUUCUCGUCGUCCUGAUUUUACAGAGGAGAGACAGCCAGAGAGCUCAGAGGGAGUGAGUGCCACAGACCUGAGUCCCAGACCUGGGGCACCUGUACAGACACCCUGCCCUCCCCAUCUGCACAACGCAGCUGCUGCUUUUUAGGGGAGCCAAAGCGUGGGGCUCAGAUGUGAGGGCAGUGUGUUCAGGCCUGCCUUGAGCAGAGAGGACUUGGCAGGGGGCCUGUCAACCCCACCCUGGAGUGGGAGGCCUUGUGGUAGCUGGGAGGUCUGAGUCCUGAGCUGUCUUCACCAGGCUGUGCUGUGUGUCCCUGGGUGCUCCCUCAAUCUCUCUCUUCUGCCUGGAAGGCUACUGGGCCCUGCCUUUUUGGAGGAGGGUUUGAGGGGUCUUAGAAGAAAGGAGUGGGGUGCUUUCUGACCCCCAGAGGGAGAGUGGCAGCAGGGGUCCAGGCUCUUGGGUAUGUGGAUGGAGCAGGGCAGGGCCGCAGCAGGAACAGAUGACCCUGCCUUCUUCCUGCCCAAGCAGAAUCCCUCCCACCUCCUGCAGAGGCAGCCUGGGGGUGGAAGCUGGAAUGUAGCAUCCAGCGCUUUGCAUUUAGAGGGACAGGUUUCUCUGCCACUCAACACCCUGUGAUCUGGAGCCACCCACUAGUCUCUGAGCCUCUGUCAUCUCUCUCCUCUUGCCCCUGGGACGUCUGUGCUUUGGAUUAUCGAGCAGCUCUUGGGGACCCUGUGCUGGCCUUUGCAUUGCAUGAACCGAACUUAAUGUGAGGUUAGAAUGUGAUUGCAGGUUUGCCUGUGGAUGGCGAGUGAGUCAUAUUCCCUCUCGCCUGAGUAUCCUCAUCAGUAAAAUGGGGCAAACGUUCCUGCCCAGCUCUUAGGUCAUUCGGUCUUAGGGAGACCAGUGAGAAGAUGAUCAGGUUGGGACUUGCCCAGACAAUGCGGGAGACCCUAGAACCCCAAUUUUUCCACAGAACUUCACAGCAGAUGCCUGGGCAAGGGUAAGCCACCCCUCCCUGUGGUUUCUGGAACCCACUGGGCCACACUUCCAGGAUCCGUGGCUUCCUGAGCCGCUGUGCUCCGUAAGAUGAAAGUAACAGAACCUGGCUCUGAGAGGGCAGGGGUGGGGGUGGAGGUGGGGUGGCCUGAUGACAGUGAGGACGCAGGAGGUGUGCAGGCUAUGUCCCCACAUUGGGGUGUAAGGCCUGAGACUUUGGUGAGCCUGAGGGGAUUCACAGGGAAGUCUGGAUUUCUGCUUCUCUGGAAAAUCUGGUAAAAUUGAGCGUCUUUUGCACUUGCUCCAGAGUGAUUCUGCACGUGCCCAGAAAGGUUUUUCAGGUCAGGGGGAGAUGUUCUUGGCCUCUGGUUCUGGGGGGAUCCCUGAGGGGCUGUGGAGAUGUGCUGAGGGCUUCCCAGGGGAGUAAACCAGAGGAUGGUGCAUGAGAGAAGACAGGGCGGGGGUUUCCUGGCGCUGUAGCAUGAGGGGCGAGGGUCAGAGCCCUUCCUUGGGCAUCCACCACCCAGUGUGCGCCAGGCCCUGUGGGGCAGGGGAGCCGGCCACAGAGAGACCUUCUGCUGUCAGGAGGCAGGGUGGUAACAGUCCUGCUUGUCCUGAGGAAGCCAGAGCAGUCAACUGCCAGAAGACAGGGCAGGGGGCUCGGGGAGGCAGCCUUUGGGCUCAGCCCCAAUGGUUGAGCAGGGUUUUGCCAGAAGUGAGUAGGGAGUGUUGCGGAUGUUUUAGGCAGAGAGAAUGGUACAGUCAGAGGCUUGGUGGCUUCAAUGUUCAGAACUGGAUUGUGGCUGAAGAGUGGCUUUCUGAGAGUGGGGAGUAGUGAGGUACUGUUCUCUGUGGCCUCAGGCAAGUCACUUCGCCUCCUGGAGCCUCAGAUCCUAACCUGUCAAAUGAGCCUGGUUACCCACUGGUGUCUGCUUCCCAGUGAAGGCUGGACAGCAGUGCAUUCAAAAUGCUGAGUCCCUCAGGCCAGGAGGGGUUUAUUGAGACAUGAAGCAAUUGUGACAGGGCUGUGAGCAAAUGAAAUGGCAUGAAGUGAAGAUCAGGGUGCAUCUAGCCUUGUGUUCAGAGAUGGAGGAGUUCAGUACAAGCUGGAGACUUCACAAACAGCUUCCUGUAAGAGUAACUUCAGUGCUGUCAGACUGUGGCCUUGGACCUGUGUGAUCGGCUCUCCAAUGUGCAUUUACCACAUCAGGCCUCCUCGUGCUGGACACAAGCUGGUCACUGGGCCCUGCCCACCCCUCUGCCAACUGCGCGAGCCUAAGUCGCGUGGGAGAAGUGUGAAUUCCAGCCCUUAUACUUCCUGUGCGGCCUUGGCCGGCUGCCGUCCUCUGAGGUGGAGAAGAGACCCCUUGCAGGCUUGUAAAGCCCAGCACAGGGGAAACGUUCUUGCCGCCGUCGGCAGGAAGGAACAAGGUGGUAAGGAGACAGCACGCUGGCUCCCUGGCUGUGUCAUCAGGAGGCCACACUUAAAGCUGGGUAUGAAAGAUGUGCAGGAGUUUCAUCCGAUGGACAAGGGCUGGAGGGGCUUCCCUGUGGCAGGAACAGCAAGGGCUGGUCCUGUUUGAUGCACCCUUCAGCUGUGCAGGGCCUGACAGAUUCCAGAGCUUUCCCUGCCAGAGCCUCGUCCCAACCUCUGAAGUUAAAUGAAUAGUCCCCCACCUGGAGCCCCAGCUCCCAGCCGAGGGAGGAGACCUGCUCCCCUCCCCCCAUUUCCGUCUGCUCAGCUUCCUCCCUGAGGUUCUUGCUUCCCCUUUUUUCUCAGCAAGCCUCACCUCCCUCUUGGGGGCUGGGUUGGUUGUGUCUGUCAGUGGCCAGCUUCCUUCAUCGCCUCCUAUGAAGCCUUGGGCUGGACCCCACUCCCUGUCGAUGCAGUGAGGGUGCAGUGAGGGGCUUGUGGUCAGCCCACCUCCCAGCUUUGACACUUGGGCAAGUCUCUUCCUCUCUCUGAGCCUCAGUUUCCUCUUCUGUAAAUCAGAACUACCAACACCUUCCUUGACGAGCAGGUGAAGUGGCACUUGGGUAGGCACUGUGGGGACAGGUUAUGGAAGGAAGGAAAACUGACUUGCCUCGGACUAGGAGCCCCCAAGGGUAAGAACCGGGUCAGAACUUCUUACCUGGCAGUAGUGGAAAGAGGGCUGGGCCCCAGGCCUGACUGGAGUCCCCCCCCAGGAACCCCAGCUGCCUCGAGGCCAAAGUUUAGACCCGCACCCAGGACAGGGUGCCCUGGGGAUCCCACCCUGAGGGAGCCUCACCAGAGCCAUGUGGCCCAGAACCAUGUUGGCCAGCCCUGUGAACUCACCACAGCCCUCGGUGAACUCCAUCCCACUUCGCAGAGCAGGAAACUGAGGCCUGGCUCCCUGCAGGCUAAGCCUGUCCCUGUCUGUCAGCCUUGGAGCCUAGUGCCGAGAAGAGGGCCACACCCAAAGUGCACGCGGCACGCGGCACGUGGUGCCUGGGGGCGUGGUGGAUGUCAGUGGCCCCUGGAAUCGGACUGCAGAGGUUUGAUUCUGUCUCCCUGAUCCCUGAGGGGGCAAGUAACUGGACUUCUCUGUGCCUCACUUUCUUUGUCUGUUUGUCUCUUAGGGUUGUGAGCCCCGGCCCAGCCCCUCCACCCUUCUGCCACCCCUGAUGCGACCAUGGGCCCUGGCAGUGACUAGGUGGCCGCCCUCUGCCCCUGCGGGUCAGUGGCGAUUCUCUGCAGGAGCCAGCAGCACCCCGGGCCAGCUCCGGGGAAGCCCCGGCCGCGAGGGCCCCCUGGCCGGCCCGCCUGCCCAGGAUGAGCGCUUACCCUCCCAGCAGCCGCUGCCCCGGCCACCACACCUCCCCGUAGAGGAGCGCCGCGCCUCGGCUCCUGCCGGCGGGAGCCCACGGAUGCUGCACCCGGCCUCCCAGCAAAGCCCGUUCAUGGUUGACCUCCACGAGCAGGUGCACCAGGGACCUGUCCCUCUGUCCUACACAGUCACCACAGUGACAACCCAAGGCUUCCCCUUGCCUACAAGCCAACACAUCCCUGGCUGCAGUGCCCAGCAGCUCCCAGCAUGCUCCGUGAUGUUCAGUGGGCAGCACUACCCCCUCUGCUGCCUCCCACCCCCGCUGAUCCAGGCGUGUACCAUGCAGCAGCUCCCCGUGCCCUAUCAGGCCUACCCUCACCUCAUCUCCAGUGACCACUACGUCCUGCACCCCCCCCCGCCAGCCCCACACCCCCAGCCCGCCCACAUGGCGCCUCUUGGGCAGUUUGUGUCGCUGCAGACCCAGCACCCGCGUAUGCCCCUGCAGCGGCUCGACAAUGACGUGGACCUGCGGGGGGACCAGCACCCCCUGGGGAGCUUCACCUACUCCACCUCUGCCCCGGGCCCGGCCCUGUCCCCGUCCGUGCCUCUUCACUACCUGCCCCACGACCCACUGCACCAGGAGCUGUCCUUCGGCAUGCCGUAUUCCCACAUGAUGCCACGGAGACUGGGCACCCAGAGAUACCGCCUGCAACAGCCGCUGCCCCCGCCACCCCCGCCGCCGCCCCCACCCCCGUAUUACCCCAGCUUCCUGCCCUACUUCCUCUCGAUGCUGCCAAUGUCACCAACAGCAGUGGGGCCCACCAUCAGCCUGGAUCUUGACGUGGAUGACGUGGAGAUGGAGAACUAUGAGGCCCUUCUGAACCUGGCGGAGCGGCUGGGAGACGCCAAGCCCCGAGGUCUCACCAAAGCGGACAUCGAGCAGCUUCCGUCGUACCGCUUCAACCCAGACAGCCAUCAGUCGGAGCAGACGCUGUGUGUCGUCUGCUUCAGCGACUUCGAGGCGCGGCAGCUGCUCCGAGUGCUCCCCUGCAACCACGAGUUCCACACCAAGUGUGUCGACAAGUGGUUGAAGGCCAACCGGACGUGUCCCAUUUGCCGGGCUGACGCCUCCGAGGUGCCCAGGGAGGCUGAGUGAGGCGCACCGCUGCCCAGGAGAGCCCUGCCUGAAGCUCUGGAAACUCACGGGGACCCAGGGAGGACGGGGAGGGAGUGGCCCUGGCCUGCCCCGUCUCCUGCCUGCCUCUCCAGAGCUGGUGCCAGGCUCAGCCCCGAGAGAAGCCCCUGCAAUAAGCCCCUGCGUUUGCCAAGCUCCAAAGACUCCUCUCCCAAUCUGCCUGCCAGUCCACCUGCCACGGAGCCGCCUGCGUGUCCCUGACUCGGUCUCCCUCCUGUUUGCCCAUGGGUCUAUCUCCUUUCUUGCCCGUGCUGGGAGCCAGGGGUCCAUUCCCCCAGUGCGGCUGGUGGAGAUCUUUGGCCCCAGGAUGGGCAAAGGGAGCACCAUCCUGGGGUGGCCUGGUCUCUUGCACUGAAAUGGUGUGCCCUCUGCCCAGGUGGCACUGACAGGCGCACGGACAGACGGUGGCAUGAGGCCAUUGCCUGAGCCCCAGGCCUGGGUCCUCCUGUCUUGACACCCCCCACACACAGACUCAGGCAGCCAGCCCCGCCCAGGCUGCUGUGAGGGGUGGGUCUGGCUCCCUAGGGGAUCCUCACCCCAGGCACAACAUUCCAGCCCCACCCCCAGGCUGGAGGGUGUCAGAGCCAGCCUCCUCAGCAGAUGGGAGUCAGGCCCUGAGCCGGGGGGCAUGCAUCUUGAGGGCCUGGGCUACGGUUGGGAAAGCGACCUGUGUUCCUGUGGCUGCCCCUUCCUGGCAGUGACAGGGCCAGCCCCACGCCCAAUCUCCCCCUCUGUCUUUUUGCAUGAAUGUGCGGAACAGCAGUUUUUGUUUAUUCAUUUGGCCCAAAAUCGCGUGUAGGAUUUGGGGGUGUGGAUUUUUAAACAAUUUGUUUUCUUUUGGUUUAAAUGGGGGGUAUAGGGACCAACCAGGACCAAAUGCCCAGGGGGCAGGGAAUGGUCCGGUGGAGCCGCCUGGUCCGCAUGCAUGUGCACGGCUGGGGUGGGCCGGCGGCUGGUGGUCAUGGGCGGGGUUGGGGUCUGUGCUCAGCUGAUAACUGCCAUGCACUGCACUGCACACGUCCCCAGAGCCUCCCGGGACCGGACGCUUUUCAGGGCAUUUCUCCUCCAGCCAGGGCCCGGCUCCCACCUGCCUGGGUGAGUCUCCUCCAAGGGAGUCCUGGGGGGACAGGGACCAGGGCGGGCAUGGACCCCACCUCUAGGGGCCUCCUCCCAGCCUGAGCCCUGCUCUCCAAGGUCAGGAGGAGCCCCCUUGUAGGGUCUGGCUGGGCUCCCACUCUCUCCCUCGUGGUCCCAUUCCUUUCCUUCCUUACCCCCAGCUGGGGUUGCUGCCCUGAACGAACUGCGUGUGGGGCCGGCACAUCCUAGCAGGCAGCCCCUGGCGCCUGCUGCCUCAGGGAUGCUCCAACCACCCUCGUUCUCCCCGCAGCGCCCUGGCUCCUGCCUCCCCCUGCCUGCCAUGGGGCCCCAUCAGCCUGGCCCCACCCCAUGGAGAACCCAAAGUCUUACUGUAUAUAACUCCAGGUGACCUUUCUAUAUUUAUAGCAGUGUUGAAACCCCACGUGUUUUACACAGAGAACUACCCUCUCCAACCCUCCUCCCUUCCCCACCCCAACAAAAGGUUUUCAAAACGCUCCCGGUUCCUGGGGCAGGCAGGGACAGGCUCACGGGCUGUGUGUUGGCUGCGGCAAUGAUUCCAACGAGCAGCUAUCCGGGGGGAAAUACAUUUAAAAAAUAAUUUAAAAAAAGAUUUAUGAAACAAUUACUUAGGAUGUUUGUGAUUUGCCGACCUUGCUAUAGAUGCCAUGUUACCAAUGAUUUCCUGUGGUGGGGGCUUGUCAUUGUUUACUCUUCUUUGCCAACUUCUGGCCUAGGCAUGACAGUGGGCACCAUCCCCCAGCCCCGGCUGGGCCCAGCACCUGUGUUCUGUGUUAGAAAGGUUCUUUAUAUAUAUAUACUUACAUAUAUAUAUAUAAAUAUAUGUAAUUUGGGGGCCCUGUUCCUUGCACAUUUUACAGUUACCUCAUUUUUCCCAUGUAUGUAUUUGAGAAAAUGCUAAUAUAUAGAGAAAAAAAUGGUUCUUAAAGCUUAAAUGUGUGGUUUUUUCCAUUCCAUUGGAUUCACAUUGGUUUGUAGCAUUUAACAUAACUAGUAUGUUUUAUUAUAUAUAUGUGUAUACUGAUUGAAAUUUUUAACAGAUUUGUACUUUUUUUAAAAUGAAAGUUGCUAGUUCUGCUUGACCAAGUAGUGCAAUCAUUAUUUUUUUUAAUAUUGUUGCUGAUUUCAGAGGGAUAUUCACUAAUAAACGUAUGAUGUAUACCAAGUAUUGCCCAA
This is a messenger RNA of Equus caballus (horse), 7874 nucleotides long. The record is from RefSeq and is a predicted model, not a curated record. NCBI's taxonomy places the organism in Eukaryota, Metazoa, Chordata, Mammalia, Perissodactyla, Equidae.